Molecule: messenger RNA, 6494 nt
Organism: Monopterus albus (swamp eel)
Lineage: Eukaryota; Metazoa; Chordata; Actinopteri; Synbranchiformes; Synbranchidae
Product: UPF1 RNA helicase and ATPase
Exons: 24
Coding region: 491-3814 (1107 amino acids)
Biological process (GO): nuclear-transcribed mRNA catabolic process, nonsense-mediated decay
Cellular component (GO): cytoplasm
Molecular function (GO): zinc ion binding; RNA binding; hydrolase activity
Source: RefSeq, a predicted model, not a curated record
AAACGCAAUGUGAGAGGGAAACAGACGAUGUGGUUGAAGAAUCGCUGAUCUGACACCAAAAUACCCUUACACAUAAAAACAGGCAAUGAGGCAUGACAAAAUGUUUUGAGGCUGUGAAAGGUUUGCCAAACAUGAAUCUUUAAACGGUUGUCUAACUAGGGCUAUUUUCCCACUUUCAUGGCUGAAGCUUUUUGCGACUCUUUUUUGAUACUCGGAAAUAAGAUCAGAGUGAGAGCUCUUCAAAUUGACGAAUUGUCUGUACAGCCUACAGUUUAACGUCACACGUAGAGCGGCGCAGUGAAUUCUGUCACCAUCGCUGUUGGACUUGCUGUUUCGGAGAUUCUGUUCGGUUCCAUUUUUAUUUGGGUUCAAUUUCAGAUUAACGGCGUCGGGCUGUAAACAAGUGAUUGAUACACAACUAUUGUGAGGAUUUUGUUAUCUUUAUACGAACACCGGAAACGGUUCAUUAGGGCGAAAGUUGAGAGUCGAGAUGAGUGUGGAGGCGUACGGGCCGAGCUCCCAGACCCUCACCUUUCUGGACACCGAGGAAACGGAGUUGCUCGGUGCGGAUACCCAGGGCUCCGAGUACGACUUCACUGACUUCACCCUCCCUAGCCAGACGCAAACUCAAGGCCAGAUCGAAAGCCAGCUGGACAGCCAGGUAAAUGGUCCUGAUGAGGGUCUUCUCAACAAUGGAGUGGAUGACUCCGUGGCCAAAGCCAGCCAGCUAUUAGCCGAGCUCAACUUUGAGGAGGAUGAAGAAGACACGUACUACACCAAAGACCUACCUGUGCACGCAUGCAGCUACUGUGGUAUCCAUGAUCCAGCGUGUGUGGUGUACUGCAAUACCAGCAAAAAGUGGUUUUGCAAUGGACGUGGCAACACUUCAGGCAGCCACAUUGUGAACCACUUGGUGAGAGCCAAAUGCAAAGAAGUGACACUGCAUAAAGAUGGGCCGCUGAGUGAGACGGUGCUGGAAUGCUACAACUGUGGCUGUCGGAAUGUCUUCCUCCUGGGCUUCAUUCCGGCCAAGGCCGAUUCUGUGGUGGUGCUACUCUGCAGACAGCCAUGUGCCAGCCAGAGUAGUUUAAAAGACAUCAACUGGGACAGCUCACUGUGGCAACCACUGAUCCAAGACCGCUGCUUUCUGUCCUGGCUGGUGAAGAUCCCAUCAGAGCAGGAACAACUUAGAGCCCGUCAGAUCACCGCCCAGCAGAUCAACAAGCUGGAGGAGCUCUGGAAGGACAAUCCCACUGCCACAUUGGAAGACCUGGAGAAACCCGGUGUGGAUGAGGAACCCCAGCAUGUGCUGCUGCGCUAUGAGGAUGCCUACCAGUACCAAAAUAUCUUUGGCCCUUUGGUCAAACUGGAGGCUGACUACGACAAGAAGCUUAAGGAGUCCCAGACCCAAGACAAUAUAACAGUCAGGUGGGACCUGGGGCUGAAUAAAAAGCGGAUUGCCUAUUUCACACUGCCCAAGACGGAUUCAGGUGAUAUGAGGCUGAUGCAAGGUGACGAGAUCUGUCUUCGGUAUAAGGGAGACCUGGCUCCGUUGUGGAAAGGCAUUGGCCAUGUCAUCAAAGUUCCUGAUAACUAUGGGGAUGAAAUUGCCAUUGAGCUGCGUAGCAGUGUUGGAGCACCUGUGGAAAUCCCCCACAACUUCCAGGUGGACUUUGUGUGGAAGUCCACUUCUUUUGACAGGAUGCAGAGCGCCCUGAAGACGUUUGCUGUGGAUGAGACCUCAGUGUCUGGCUACAUUUACCACAAACUGCUGGGGCACGAGGUGGAUGAUGCCACCAUAAAGUGCCAGUUGCCAAAGCGUUUCACUGCCCAGGGCCUGCCUGACCUAAAUCAUUCACAGGUGUAUGCUGUGAAGACGGUGCUACAGAGACCUCUCAGUCUGAUUCAGGGUCCCCCAGGCACUGGGAAGACCGUCACCUCUGCCACCAUUGUUUACCACCUGUCCCGACAGGGCAACGGACCAGUUCUGGUGUGCGCUCCCAGUAACAUUGCUGUGGACCAGUUGACUGAGAAGAUUGACAAAACUGGGCUGAAGGUUGUCAGGCUGUGUGCCAAGAGCCGGGAGGCCAUCGAGUCACCAGUGUCUUUUCUGGCUCUGCACAACCAGAUCAGCAACAUGGACAGUAUGCCAGAGCUUCAGAAACUACAGCAGCUGAAGGAUGAGACUGGUGAACUGUCAUCUGCUGAUGAGAAGCGCUACAGGGCUCUGAAACGCACAGCUGAGAGGGAGCUGCUUAUGAAUGCUGAUGUGAUCUGCAGCACCUGUGUUGGGGCUGGUGACCCUCGUCUGGCCAAGAUGCAGUUUCGGUCCAUCCUAAUUGAUGAGAGCACCCAGGCCACUGAGCCUGAGUGUAUGGUGCCUGUGGUGUUAGGAGCCAAGCAGCUCAUUCUGGUGGGUGACCACUGCCAAUUAGGUCCUGUGGUGAUGUGUAAGAAAGCGGCCAAGGCAGGCUUGUCCCAGUCCCUGUUUGAACGCUUGGUAGUUUUGGGGAUCCGGCCAAUCCGCCUGCAGGUCCAGUAUCGCAUGCACCCGGCUCUCAGUGCCUUCCCCUCCAACAUCUUCUAUGAGGGCUCCCUGCAGAAUGGCGUCACUGCAGCUGACCGCAUCAAGAAAGGCUUUGACUUCCAAUGGCCACAGCUGGACAAGCCCAUGUUCUUCUAUGUGACUCAGGGCCAGGAGGAGAUUGCCAGUUCUGGAACCUCCUAUCUCAACAGGACGGAGGCUUCCAACGUAGAGAAGAUCACCACCAGGCUGCUGAAGGCUGGAGCCAAACCCGACCAGAUCGGUAUCAUCACCCCAUACGAGGGUCAGCGCUCCUACCUGGUCCAGUACAUGCAGUUCAGUGGCUCCCUGCACACCAAACUUUAUCAGCAAGUGGAAAUUGCCAGUGUGGAUGCCUUCCAGGGCAGAGAGAAGGACUUCAUCAUCCUGUCUUGUGUCCGUGCGAAUGAGCAUCAGGGCAUCGGCUUCUUAAAUGAUCCUCGUCGUCUCAAUGUGGCGCUGACCAGAGCCAGGUAUGGUGUGAUCAUUGUGGGGAACCCUAAGGCCCUCUCUAAACAACCCCUGUGGAACAACCUGCUUAACAACUACAAGGAGCAGAAGGUCCUGGUGGAAGGGCCCCUUAACAACCUGAGGGAGAGCCUCAUGCAGUUCAGCAAGCCCCGCAAGCUGGUCAACACCAUCAACCCUGGGGGACGUUUCAUGAGCACAGUGAUGUACGAUGCUCGUGAGGCCCUCAUCCCUGGCUCUGCCUAUGACCGCAGCAAUGCAGGUAUUUAUUUUUGUUUAUUUAUGAUCAGGAACAUGUACUUUCAAACUCAUGACCAGAUCGGGAUGAUUGGGGCAGGUCCUGCUCACAUGGCUGCUAUGAAUAUCCCCAUACCAUUCAACCUGGUGAUGCCACCAAUGCCUCCACCCAGCUACCUGGCUCAGACCAAUGGGCCAGCCGCAGGUCGUGGAGCCAUGAAGGGUAAGCCUGGCCGUGGCGGGCGCCAGAGGGUACGUGGCUCAGGAAACCAAGGUGCCAGUCAGGGUAAUGGACCAAACAGUCAGGUUAGCCAGGAUGGGGCCUCCCAGUCCUUCUCCCAGGGGCCAUUGACGCAGGGCUACAUCUCAAUGAGCCAACCCUCUCAGAUGAGCCAGCCUGGCCUCUCCCAGCCAGAGCUUUCCCAGGACAGCUACCUGGGUGACGAGUUCAAGUCCCAAAUCGAUGUGGCUUUGUCCCAGGACUCAACCUACCAGGGUGAACGUGCAUACCAGCAUGGCGGAGUGACCGGACUGUCACAGUACUAAAGUGAUGCUUGAAGAACGGAGCUAGGCUUGAUCUGAGCUUAGUUCAUCAGCUUUUUAACUGGGAAAUAAUAAAAAGACAAAAUGGAUACCUGUUUUCCUCUGCUACAACCGAAGCACCACCGAGUGAAAGCGACGGGAUAGCGAAACCAAAUCGAUGACCAGCGCGAGAAAUAAGUGAGAAGACGAAGAAGAAGGCUCAAACAGACAGGCAGGGACAUGGCAAGAGAGGCCGUGUGACCAAGCGAGAGGCAGGGACCAGUGCCCAUGCAAAGUGAAGGAGAAGAGUCAAGAAGAGUGCAGUGUGUGUGGUCCAGCUGCAGAGGGAAGCAGCAGAGAUCUCAGUGGCAUCUCAGGGGUAUCCAAAUAAGCCAACUGAUCCCCUUCACCCCACAGCCUCCAGGAAAGAAAGGAAAGCUCUUAAUGCUUCUAUAGAUGUCUUCAGAUGAGGACCCAAGCUUCCCAGCUCAGUUUGAAGAACUCGUUCUCCAAACCUGGAUGGUCACAGAAAGCCUUCGAAGAGGCAACACAAAAUCCCUAUGCUAAAAGUUGGUUAGUUACGUAAUCUGUAUGAUAUCCCAGACUACUUAAAAUUAGGUUUAUCACGGGAGGAGAGUAGCAACAAAAGACAUCUGCUGUACCUCGGCAGGAAGCAGCAACACAACCACUCGGAGAGGAAACAAAAACAUGGUUUCUGUGCUGAAGUCUAAUAUUAAAGAGCCUUGAAUUGAAAUACCUUUUUAUUUGCCUCGAGAACCACUGAAUAGUUCACUAGGGGUUUAAUGGGGUGGUUUUGACCGCACGUCAGUGGUGGAGGGGCACAGGGAUUUCAGACUUUUCUCAAGGCACGAAUCCCACUGAUACCACAAACAUCAUGGGAGUUUUUUUUCUCAGAAGUACCUUUCUUAUAAUGGAGCACAAAAUUGCAAAAAAGUCAUUGAAACAAUCAAACACAACCAGCACUGAAUAUUGAACUCGGUGUCAUUUGAUGUUUCAGCGAAGGCUUUUCUUUAUUUUAAUCUUCUGAAAACUGGGGUCAUGAUGUCCUGCUGUGCUUUAUGGCCUGACUGCUUUUUUUUUUUUUUUAAACACUCUGUGCACACUUCAGUUUGGCAAAUGCUUGAAUGCUUUGCAUUGAGUGACUCCUCAGGGGACUGUGGACUGUCUACACUCAUGACACAAAUCCCUGCUCAAGGUGAAACUAAUCAAUCCACCACAGGUAACUAGUAGAAAAGGAAGGUGGCAGAGGAAGAGAGGGGUUAGAGGGUUUCCCCAUCUGGAAAACAAGUUCAGGUCAUGGACAGGGUUGAAAUGUUAGAGGGAAACAUGGCUUGACUACCUUCAGUACCACAAAUUUGAUCAAGUGUCAUUUCACACAGCAGUUUGAUUUUGUUAAUGUUCGCCUGCUGGUGGCCGAUUUACCAAGCCCCACAGUGUUAAACGUAUGUCAGCAGUGACCCAAAUGUUCUGAUUUACAGAUAAUCAGGUUUUAAAAAGAAAAUCUGUCAGAACCUUCAAAUACACCUUGUUUUAAAAUUCAUCUUAAUCUGAAAGGAUUCUUUGUAUAGUUUAAAAUGAACCUACUCCAGUCACAGACAGUUAAAGGACCAUCAGUAUGGAUAAGAUGAUGGCAAGGUGAUAAAUGAAACAGAAGUGAGAACCCUGAAUCAGUGCCUAUAACCAAUCAUCUUCACAAACAGCUGCAGCACAAGUAUGAAUGUAGAAAAUCAAACUACCAGCAUUUAAACCCUCCGGACACCACAGGGCUCAAGGAACCCAGAGGAAAGGACUUUUUUUUUUUAUUUAAUAUCAGGCCAGGUAAUGAUGAGGUCAAGAAGUUCAGCUGCUGGGUUGUGUAAAGGAUGGGCUGCUGGGGGGGCGAAGCCACCUUCCUUCUCUGUGCAGUAGACACAGACUGGUAGAAUUUCUUUUUCCUUCUGUGGACUUUGAUUUGUGCAAAACUGUUUUGCCUGCACUAUGUAGAGUUCCUGAUUUCCCUUCCUGGACAGCUGUAUGAACCAGAACCUCAAGCUGAUCCAGACUAUGCUUUUGUCAGGUGAUUUUCUGCUUUAUGCGUUGUGUUAUUCUGUUAAAUUGGGUGUUAUUUAGCCAUUUUGUGUGAUUUUACUAAAGAAUUUUGUAGCAGUUUGCUGACAAAUGGAAUGAAAUGUUGUUCAUUAGAGUUUUGUAUCUCUUCAAACUGUCCGCGGGAUUGUAGUUUUGUAACUCUUCCAGAAAAAACUUUCUCAACACAGAAUGUAUUCCAGUGUUGUUUCUCACCUGCUUCUCAUCCCAGCAGGUAUGACAAUCAUGUUGCGAAUAGACAUGUCUAACUUGAAAGUAGCUGGGGUUUUUUUUGACAACUUUUCAUUUGUGCGAUUCAUUUCACAUAUCGAUCCGUACCGCUGAACUCCUAACAUGUUGUAGCUUUAAAAACCCGCUGUCGGAAUUUUAUUGCUUUGGUGUUUUUCCCCAUCUCCUGAGCCACAGUGAACUGCAACAUGCGCAGUAAUCACUGAGGUGAUUCAGUUGUAGAUUAACCAUUUGCAUCCAAUCAUGCAGAGAUCAAAUUGGACUGGAGAUCUCAAUGUGAUGUAAAUACCUAUUUGAAACAAUCUUAUUUGUAGUGACGUUUCAUUACAUCAUCUUAUUAAACUGAAUCAAUAAAGUCCAAUUGAGUAGG